AUAAUUAAAUUAUCAAAAUUUGUGAAUCUCAUGAAAUUUUAUAUAAUAAUAAGCUACUCUACGUAAUAUCGAAGAGUUUCUUUACCAACUGACUUGUUACCAAGUGGUACAAUACACAGCUCGUACACACGAGCGUUUGGAAAUCAGCUGACGAUGAUUCCGUCCAAGGAAGAGGCGAGUUGAAGCAAGAGCACCAAAUAUUCAGUAUUCGCCACAAAAAUGGACUAAAUGUGAGUUAUUUAAUGUAAUAUUGCCGAAAUGUGUUGUGUAAAGUGACAUCUAGCGAGGAUUUCAUUGCUACGUGGAUAUUAUGAGGAGAUAACUCUAAAGAAACACCAUGUGUGCGUAACCGGUUUCAACAUAAUGCCAAGGAAACCUACGAAUCAGUCGCAGUCGUUUUUUGAUGAAUUUGAUGCAAGAUCAUAUCGACAUUUAGUCAACAGAGAACAAGACAUUCCAGGACACCAUGUUCCGUCACAGUCGUCACAGGGUCCAUCACAAUCUUCAAGUUCCGGCAAAAAGCGGAAGAAACAAAAGCAGAAAUCACACAAAAAAUCGAAAGAAAAGAGUGAAAGACAUCUACAGGAAAAUUAUCGGAUGCAAACGGAAUCGAAAAAUAAGUCUAUAGUAGCUUACGAUGAUAUUAGUUCAGACUCUGACAUUUCCAACAAUGGGCCAGUUUCACCUGUUAAUCGUGUUCAUAAUAAUAAUAAUAGCAGGGAAGCAUCAAAGAGGUCCAUGUCUCCCGGGCCUAACAUGAGGGGAUAUUUGCCCGACAGGAGUCCGAGUAUGUCCCCAAAUAACAUACGCGAACCGUCUAGUCCAUCACAUCCGCCCGCGAGAAGUUCAAGUAGGAAACACCAAAAGAAACGACCACUGUCGCCGCAAGAACUCCCAGUGCCAAAGGAUCAUUCUAAAAACUACUCUGGUGGUGGCAGUGUUCCUACACCAAAGGCAUAUAAUAUGCCACCAAAAGCGUACAAUCCACCAAAGGCUUACGCUGAUCCACCUCGUGCUUACAGUGGAUCAUUUAAUAGAGACCAUAGUCCAACGGAAAGUCCAAGGAAACGUUACAGAUCUCGUUCACCAAGUCCGUCAUAUAUGGGCAGGAAGAAAAACAGUGCUCAUUACAAGGACAAAUACUCAAGACAUGACAAAUACAAGAAUAGAUCAAAAUCAAGAUCACCUAGUCCACGCAGCCGAUCUCGGAGGGGUCAAUCUCGGUCACGGAAUCGACACCCUCGUUCAAGACAUUCUCGCUCUCCCACAGAGCACAGUCCUCCAAGAGGACAUUCCUAUUCCUCUAGUAGCAAUAAAAUUAGUCAUUCCGCAGUCAAAUAUGCCACAAGCCUUGCAGCCGAGCUCAGUAAGCAUCGGCGUGCGCGUGAAGCAAAGGAAGCUGCUGCACUGGCAGCAAAGGGAAGAGAACCCAGGGAACCACAUAGGGAAUCAAAAGAAAGGAUUAUGUAUCGUGAUUCGCCAUUGGAUGGUAAAGACAAUAUCAUUAUCACAAAAGUGGAAAGUGGUCAACGUAGUGUAAAACAAGACUAUAGGCAGCAGGAGUAUUUAAAGAAACAGCAUACACCAACUCCACCCCCUCCUCCACCAGGUUUGCCUCCUCAACGAAAAAAUAGACUUAUAGCACAAAUGGAGGACAAAAUUGUUGUGAAAGUUGAUAAUGCCAAACGGGAAAUUAUUGACCUAGAUAGUAUAAAUGACCAUCAUGACCUUGAACAUAAUCAUGAUCAUAGUUUUAGUCGUGAUGAUCGACGUGGGCAUGGUUCCGAGCGAGAUCAUCGAGGAGAGUUGCUAGACCGACGUGGGGAGGAUCGCAGAAGUGAGAUACCUGAUCGUCGUGGUGACAUGCACGAUCAUCGUGGUACGCCUGACCGUCGCAGUGAUGUACCUGAUCAUAGAGGUGAAGUGCCUGAACGCCGAGGGGAAGGGCGUGAAAGUCGGGAUUCUAGCUUUGAUAGACAAAUUAUAAAUCAAUAUAGUGGUCGAGGAGAUCGGCGCAGUGCAAUAGACUUUCCCACUUUACCUCGCCUUCCCUUACCUCAGGUGUCCCCAGAAGAGGAAUUUGACAGCGACAGCCCAUACAGUGAUAAUGCACCAGCUAACUUGCCAAAGGAAGAAGUCUACCCUCGACAGAGGCGGAUCACAGACCUCCCAAUGCCACCCAUGAUGGAUGAACCAGAGAUGGAUUAUGAAGUUGAACAUGAACCAGAGCCAGAGGUUAAACGUGAAGCACCAAGCUCUGGCAAGUUCAAGCGACCAAAGAUUUGUCUUCAAAGAAGAAAUGAUGAGCGAUCAAAGGGUGACUGGGGAGAGCGUUGUGUGGAUCUGUUUAAAACCAUAGAGAUCAUUGGAGAGGGCACAUAUGGUCUUGUGUAUAAGGCCAAGGACACCUUCACUGAUGAACUUGUUGCUCUGAAGAAGGUACGUCUGGAGAAUGAGAAGGAAGGGUUCCCCAUUACUGCUGUUCGGGAGAUCAAGAUCCUCCGACAGCUAAACCACCCUAACAUUGUGAACCUGAAGGAGAUUGUGACCGACAAGCAGGAUGCUCUAGACUUCAAAAAAGAUAAAGGUGCUUUCUAUCUUGUGUUCGAGUACAUGGACCAUGACCUCAUGGGACUGCUGGAGUCUGGCAUGUGUAAUUUCAAAGAAGAACAUAUCGCGUCUUUUAUGAAGCAGUUGUUGGACGGUUUGAAAUAUUGUCAUAACAAGAACUUUUUACAUAGAGAUAUUAAGUGUUCAAACAUUCUACUCAACAACAGAGGCCAGAUCAAACUGGCUGACUGGGGAUUAGCACGGUUGUACCAUGCUGAUGACAAGGACAGGCUGUACACGAACAAAGUCAUUACACUUUGGUACAGGCCUCCAGAGCUCCUCCUUGGUGAGGAGAGAUAUGGGCCUGCCAUUGAUGUGUGGAGUAUAGGGUGUAUUUUAGGAGAACUAUUUAUAAGGAAACCAAUAUUCCAAGCUCAGACUGAGCAGAACCAGCUGGAACUAAUAAGCAAGACUUGUGGCUCUCCAUGCCCGGCCGUAUGGCCCGAGGUCAUCAAACUACCACUCUUCCACACAUUCAAACCUAAAAAGCAAUAUCGUCGGCGACUGAGGGAGGAAUUUUCAUUCCUACCUAAGCACGCUCUUGACUUGAUGGACCAGAUGCUGGAGCUGGAUCCCGCUAGAAGAGUAACAGCCGAGCAAGCCUUGGUGUGUCCUUGGCUCAGGGAUGUAGAAUGUGGCAAAAUUACUCCACCAGACUUACCAAAGGACCAAGAUUGCCAUGAAAUGUGGUGUAAAAAUAGAAAGAAAAGCAUAAAAGAAGCAAAGCUAAAGGAAUUGGAGACAGGGUCGAAAAAUAUCACUCCACAAAAAUCUGGAGUGUCAGGGAGUGCUUACAAAUCUGGAUCAUCUUUAGCGAAGGGACACAGUGAUAUAUCUAAAUCCUCAUCAUCAGCAGAGAGUGUAUCCACGAAACCUAUAACUAAGAGUUCCACCAGUUCUUCUCAAUCAGCCACAUCACACAUGAUUGGACAUUCAUCUUCAUCAUCGUCUUCAUCCAGAAAGAAUGUUGCUAUUCCUGGACUAGACCAAUCAGUAGAUAAGAUCAGCAAGGAUGGAGACAGUAAUUCUGACAAUAGGCACAAGGGUCAUGAAGGUGAUGAUAUGGAAGGUAGGGGUAGUAGCUCUCUCCCUGCAGUCGAUCCACAGAACCAGCUUACCAAGAUGGUAGCUAUGCUACAGCAGGGCCUAUCUGUGGACCCUGUGGCCAAGAACAUGAAUAUGAAGCUUGAUGAACAGACCAUGCAGCUGAUGGACAACCUUGGCAAACAGCUCAUGUUGGCAGCCAGCAUGGCUAAGCAUGUCACAAAGGAUACUUCAGAAGAGGUGCCAGAGGAGACGAAGGCUACCGAUUCUUUGCCAGGGCUAGGUCACAGUGGAGGUGAUCAAGCACCUCAAGCAUACACUGAUCCAGCUACAGGUAGUAACUACCCAGACUAUCACCAGGCAGGGGACAGUCAGUCAGUGGACAGUUACGGGUAUCCGAUAGAGAGUGUACAGGAUCCUUACCCAGCAACAAGCUAUGCAGUGCCAACCCAGCCACAUUUAGCAGGCACUGGAGACCAGGAGACCAAUAGCAGUAAUGCAGGAGUCAAAGCAGCUCUGGCACAACUCCUGUCCCAGCAGGGCAUCAGGGUCGCUGUCGGGGGAAAUGAACUGGCCAACAGAGGGGUAGACCCCUAUACUUCACAGUCUGAUGGAUACUACCGUUCUGAUUCAACUGAUCCGAGCUAUGGAGCAAGAAAUUUUCCGAGCAGCAGCUCUGGUACAGGUUCUUCACAACUGAUGUCCGACCAGGGUCUUGCAGACUCAUACAGGCCACCAGGAUCUAAAAUCAGAACACCUACAACGCCUAACUUUCCACCUUCGUCCUCAGCUGGAUUGCAGAAACAGUACAGUGGUUACGGGUCUGAUGAUUCUCGUAGCAGCAAUGAUGCUUACAGUCAGGGUGGAUACCCAUUGAUGGGUCAGUCUUCAAUAUCGGGAGCAACUUCAGCUAGUGCUGCAUUUGGGACUCUCAAAGGUCAGACUCAGGCCAACACUGGAGUGACCCAAUCUGCUGGACCAAAACCUCUGAUGUCACUUGGUGUUUCUGGUUAUGGUGAUGGAAGACCACAGGGAAGUGUUCCUAGGAGCAUACUGAAGAAUAAACCAGGGACAGCUCCGUCACUUCUUGGACAAGGACCUACCAUUCCUGGAGGACCCAACUCGGGAGGACACAGAAUGAACCCUGCGGGCCAAAGAGGCACAUUCCCGCCCAGUAGAGGAAAUUGGUAAACUCUCACAAAUAUAAUGUUAUGUUAUGUUUAGUUUGUUUUUUGUAGGAUUUUAUUUUCUGGUAGACAUAGUCAUGCAAUCUUUGAAGGUUGAAGAGUAUUUUUUCAGAUAACUUUUACUACACCUCUUGCAGAAUUAUUAUUCAAGAAUAUUAAUACAAGAUAGUGUUUCAUAUUUGGAAUAUAUGUUCCCAAGAAUUAGAUGUACAAUGUAGUAAAAAAAUUGUUGCUAUUGAUUAAUAUAAGGUAAUCUAGCAUAGUAAGUGCUUUCAUCAUAGGAUAAUUUUAGAUAUUUUAAGUUAUAUGCUUUUUUAAUUAAGAAAUAUUUUUGGCAUCAGAUGUCCGACUUUGGAAAUUAAUAUUGAAUAGCAAGUAGUAUAAACCUGAGUCUGUAUGUAUAUACAAAUAUGUGUUAAUCUUUUUCUUUGUAGUUAUAUUAUAGCAUACUUAUUUCUAAGUUCCUCCCAUUUGUUUCAUUCAUUUGCCUUUUUCAAUAGGAACGCUUGAGGAUAUCUUUGAUAAUACUGUAAUUCUUGCUAAGAAUCCCUAUUAAUCUUGAUAAUUACCAAUUACAAUUAUGCAAUUCAUUGGAUUAUUGACCACUAUCUAAUGCCAUUAUUAUCACCAAAUUGAAACUUGAUUAUGGAAGUUAUAUUUAAACAUUUGGUUUUAUGUUUUAUAUGUCUUCUCUGGAACUGUAUAUAAAACUUAUUCUUUUCGUUAUUAAUGAAUUUCUUCCUCGGACCUCUGGUUUGAUGAAUUGCGGGAUUUUUAUAUUUUUUUUCUUGUGGCAGCAGACAGGAGUCUGCAGAUUACCAGCAUUUGAGAGCAGUUCAUUAUCUAACACUUCAUGUGGUGAAUCUGUUUGAGAAUGAAACGCUCUGGUGAUUAAUUUUUUUGUUUGUGCUUGCGGUACUGUCUGAAGUUGAUCAUCACACAUGUGCCAUUGAGGAAAAACCUUUUUGAGAAACAUUCAGGAAAAUUUGAUGGCUGCGGUGAAGACUUGUUCAUAGAAUGAUUGUUUAAUCUCCAAUUGUCUCCCAAGGAUUUUAUUUAAUUUUCUGAAAAUCGGGACUUGUGGAUAUGAAAGGAAAGCACAGCUUGAUUAUCGUGCAUAGUGAUAAUUUGUAGUACACAUCUUGUCCUACGAAAAACUUAAAAUAUAUAGACAUUGUAUUCUGUGUCCGACUUGCUCGGAAUGUUAUAUAUAUUAUAUUAUCUAUAAAUAAUGUGUAAUCUUUCCUUGAAAUAUGAUCAAUAAGAUAAUGUUACAUGUUGAACAUAGCACAUCAUCAUAUUUUUCAAUGACAAGUACAUGUAUUUAACGAUUCUAAAAAAGAGAAGAAAAAAUUGAAAAAAAAAAAUGCUUUGUUGUAAAUUAAAUGACAAAAUAGUGACUUUUCAUAUGUGUACGUACAUCAGGCUCUUGUUGCACAUUUCAGGGUUUGUCUUCACAUUAAAGUAUAGUUCCAUCACAUGUCACUUGAUCAUGCAAUGCGUUAAUUUCUUUAAAUUUUAUUGAGUGAAAGCUUAAGAAAAAAAGAUAUAUGAAAAUAAAUUCUAGCAUUUGAGAAAUUUGUAAAUAUAACCGUAUUUAUCCAGCAAUAAACCCAUCCAUGUCUAUUGCUAUUGAUUGUGAAAAUGCUAACAAAACUUAAUUGUCGAAAGCCCACUUUUUUACCUAAAUUAUUAGCCCCUAGGGAUUAUUACUGGAUACAUACGGCAUUGAACAAUAAUUAGGAGUCUUUGAUCACAAUAUAAGCAGAAUGCAAAUUUUGGUUCUUCUGCUCAGUAUUCCUUUUAGAUUUUAGAUGAAUAUUUGAUCCCAAAUCAUUAUUUGAUAUUUUUCGGAAGUAGGGACUUGCAAAUGUGUGAUUCAGGUGCAACAUGUAAUUUCCUUGAUAUGAAUCAUUGUUUGUGGAUAUGGUAAAUAAAUGCUUUUUUCCCUUCAAA
Molecule: messenger RNA, 6797 nt
Organism: Pecten maximus
Lineage: Eukaryota; Metazoa; Mollusca; Bivalvia; Pectinida; Pectinidae
Product: cyclin-dependent kinase 12-like
Biological process (GO): transcription elongation by RNA polymerase II; positive regulation of transcription elongation by RNA polymerase II; protein phosphorylation
Cellular component (GO): cyclin/CDK positive transcription elongation factor complex; nucleus
Molecular function (GO): cyclin-dependent protein serine/threonine kinase activity; ATP binding; RNA polymerase II CTD heptapeptide repeat kinase activity
Source: RefSeq, a predicted model, not a curated record